CGGGCCAGGGCCCCCUCUCUCUUGCUCACCGGCACCCAGAAAUCCUUCCUCGGUGCCACAGCGUUUUGUACAUGACUACGAAUACAUAUUGAACGUUAUGCGCACAGUAUUAGCCGCUGCUUCUCGAACCCGGUCCCGCUCAUUGACUGGCCAGACCGGCACCAGCGGAGGAGUUACCCACCUACAAAAACAAGGUCCAACUUGCACGAGACGGAACCACAUCGGCGGCCAUGUUGAACGAGAAUAUCAUAUUUCUCUAGGAUCACCCACGCAAGACGAGCCAAAGAAAGGGGCCACGACACCCUGCGCCGCUGGUCAUCGACGUUGGCAUUAAUAGUUAAUACCGACUCUGAUGGCUCGGAGCGGACGACAGCCUUAUCAGUCACUUCUACCCAUCCUCUUCCGGCGCCGUUGCCCUGCGUUAUAGCAGCAUCUCAUUCGUUCACAUCUGCUUUGCAAGCUGCGCCGAUCACCAUGCCGAGCAUCUUCGGGAAAUCUGGCUCCACUACCGGCCGUGCCAAGCCCGGGCGCAAAUCGAUCCGGGGCACCAUUUCCGGCCCGAUACCGAUCUCCAGCACAUUGGGCGAAGAGGAGUUUCCGAUGCGGAACGCAGCGCCAACCACAGCGGUAACAAUUCCCGAUGACGAGAUACCAACAUGGAAACAAGGGCACCCCGUAGGAACGCCUCUGCCACCGGAGGAGCCCGCACCAUCCUCUCAGGACCAGGGCGAGGCGGAGGCCAACCAGGAGCUCCCAGAGCAGCAAAGCCAGCUACCUCGCGACGGUGAAGAUAGCCAUAGCGGUACAAACGAGCGCGAUCAGGAGCAAGGAGCACGACUUGACACUACUGCCGAGACACCGGUUUCAAUAGGGGGUUCCGGGGGCAGCCGCACGGACCUCGCACGGGACAGUCAGCCGGAACCUCCGUCCAGUCCGCCGCCGCCACCUCCGACCGGGCCAAGCCCACCGACCGGGAGCCCCGCUUCUCGUGUCGCAUCGCACGCCACAUCGCGCCCAAAAUCACCAUCACACCCCUACAGAUCCUCUCCUCGGAGGAGCUCUCCGCUGGGGGCAUCGCCCUCAAGGGUAUCUCCACCGGCACGGAGAGCUACUAAUCCCGCGCUGAGCGCGGCCAGAUAUUCCAUGAUAAGCGACUCAAACAGCAAGAAGACGAACCAGAGUAUAGAUUCUCCGCAACGGAAGAAGUCAACGCUGCGAUCUGCCCUUGGCAGGCUGUUCGGGCGUGGCAGGAAGAAAAACGGCACGGGAGAUCCAAAUCCCAAUGCCAGACCGGGGCGCGACGCUGAUCCUUUAAGCCCGCCCCAGCAUCGAAGCGACCCCACUGCGCUGAGUAGACCAGGCCAGCGAUCGCCCAAGCGCUCGGCCUCGGUUCCCAUAAACGAGCUCGACCGUCCUCUCCGGUCCCACUCUAUCGGCCCCGACGACAUCAUGGCCAUUGAGAGUGCGCGCAACUCGCUGCAAGCUGAGGCUACUGGAUCCGGAUCAAGCACGGCAGCCGGAGCCCGAAGGCGCGCUGCUACCACCAGCCGUAUGUUCCUGCGGCCGCAGCUGCGUAACCGGGAAUGGGGGGCGGGAUUGUCGCCGCGCCCGGCCAGUGCGCACGGCCGCGGCAGCCGGCUCAGCGGGCGGGCCGACCCUGAGGAUCCAAACGAGAUUGGUCGCGCCAUCACGAGCGACAGCGGCAGUGGGCUGCGGCGCCGUUCUAGGAGUCUCUCUGGGCUGCAAGAUCUCACCGGCGCUCGGCCCGCCGGCCGUCGGCGGAGCGACGAAAUACGAUACUGGCGCGAGUCGUACGAUCCCGGAUUCAUGUCUCCCAUGUCUUCAAACGUGCAAGAAGAUAUUGAUGACACAGGCAUGGCGGAUAUGAGUCCCCCGGAGAGUCCUAAAGCCGAGGCGCCACCCAAAACGCCGCCUCAGCCCUUCAAUUUUGGCCUGUUGUCGAAGGAGAUGAUAGGGAUGAAGAUAACGCAUGCCGCCAACAUGGAUGCUCGUCUCGACAAUCUCGAAUCCCGCACUCUCACGCUGGAGGGGAUAGUCGACCAGUUGUGCCACGCGAUCCCAGGCACUAGGAAGCCCGUUUCCGGCUCCUCGAGGCAGCAGACCGAACCAUUGUUCCGGAAGGAAUCUCACCCGUCGUUCGCCUUCACUACUGGGGUUCCGCCUCCGAUUCCCGCCAUCUAUCACCCCCUACCAACGGAUUCCAAGGAAAUCGCCCGGCCGGGGAGUUCACGGAGAUCCCUGGAAACCGAUACACACUCUCAGGUAUCCUUUGGAGAGGCGCCGACAUUUGUUGGAUCUCUUCGGCCGCCUUCGUCUCCCGCGCCAAAGCCCCGUCCGUCUGCCGAAGCAUCGCCCGCUCCUUCACAAGUGGGCCGCCCCUCAUCGAACUCCACAGUGCGCGGCGCUUCGAGCAUGCCCACCAUGGGCCGCGAAGCUGACGGCGCGUCCAAGGAGGAUCUAGUCACGCAGCUACGGAAGGAGCUGGAGGCGGAACGGGAAGCCCGUCGAGCGCUCGAGUCGCAAGUCAAGAAACUGACAGACCGCCUCAAGUCGCUGUCCACAACCGUGUACGCUAUGGUGAGAGGUCCUUCCGAGUCCCGAUCGUACGAGCGGCUGGCUCCCUCGGCAAGUCAACCUUCGCCGCGGUUUGUGGCAUCCAGCUCGUUGCUAGUAUCCCAGCAGCCGCAGGAACAGCGCUCUGUCUUUGAGACGGAUGAAGACGACGAUGAGGGGACCGAUGCGAUAGCCAAGAACCAGGGGGCCAAGACGGAUCCGCGAGAGGAGGGCGAGUUGAACGAAGACGACUUUCAGACGCCGAGAGAAGAUUGGCCGAAUCCGUUGGCCUAUGGCGCGUUUGGCGAAGAGCUCAGGCCGGAUGACGACGAGGAUGAUGACAACGAGGGCGACGAAGACGACCCGAAGCGGAAGAAAGCGGCCAGGACGCUGAGUCUGAGCCAGCUUACUCUGGGCAAAGGCCAGCGAGUACGGAUAUAAGAGCACUUCCACACUGUGAUGGGGAGGCGCCAUGACUGGAUUUGAAACUUCGUUCCACGACGCACGCCGCCCGCCAUGUUGACCGAAUUGGGCGUAUCCGCCCCUUUUUGGCCCGGCGCGCAUUUCCCAGAAGAUUUCCCCCCUUUUUACAUCUGCAUUUGUUUUUACGGCUUCAUGAUAUCCUCGUUCCCCGUACCAGUUAAUUAACAAUCUGGGAUAUUUUGAUGAUCUGCA
Molecule: messenger RNA, 3249 nt
Organism: Canariomyces notabilis
Lineage: Eukaryota; Fungi; Ascomycota; Sordariomycetes; Sordariales; Chaetomiaceae
Exons: 2
Coding region: 475-3015 (846 amino acids)
Source: RefSeq, a predicted model, not a curated record